CAUUAUCUUCGACCACAGGAGAUCCGACGGGAGAGUACGGACCAUUGAACAGACACCACUCCCUUACCAUCCUGUCACCACCACACUCACAGUCAUGGCAUCCAUCAUGCGGCCGACGCUCCUCCGCCAGGUGCAGAAGACUGCUUCCACCCAGCGCGCCUCUUCUUCCAUCAUCUCCAGCCUGCGAACGGGCCCGCAAUCCGCUUUGACGACACGAGUUCCACGAUCCGCCUUCCAAACAUCUGCUGCCCGCAAGAUUCUGCCACCGCUUCCACAGGUGGUCCGAGGAGGUGUAAACGACCCUGCUCCCGUUCCAGAGUCGCACCCGAGCCAUGGAAGCUAUCACUGGACUGCUGAGAGAGCCGUCUCUAUCGGUCUCAUUCCAUUGACCAUAAUGCCCUUUGCUGCUGGUUCCCUCAACCCAGUCAUGGAUGGUGCCUUGAUUGGCUUGACCAUCAUCCACACAUAUAUCGGCUUUGGUGCCGCAAUAACGGAUUACUUCCCAACAUGGCGCGUGCCAAAGACCCGCAAGAUUGCCGACUGGGCCAACGUGCUCAUGGUCUUCAUCGUCGGCUGGGGAUACUACGAAUUCGAGACGAACGACGUUGGACUGACGGAGGGUAUCAAGAGAAUCUGGAAGGCUGGUGCGAAUGCAAAGGAUGCGGAAGCUAAGCUGGCCGGUGGUCCUCUGGACAAACUUUAGAUGGCUUGAGCAUGAGAGGCGGCGAGAGGAGCUGCAGUGUUGUGCGGUUUCCAGUGUACAAUUGACUCGGAUCAGAACGAGUAACCAGAGAGGCAGGCAUACAUGGUACAGUGCUCAAUGCCAGAAUAUCGGAAAAUCGGCUACU
This is a messenger RNA of Sphaerulina musiva SO2202, 848 nucleotides long. RefSeq names its product CybS-domain-containing protein. The record is from RefSeq and is a predicted model, not a curated record. Gene Ontology annotation, cellular component: mitochondrial envelope; membrane. Bases 95 to 703 code for a protein of 202 amino acids. NCBI's taxonomy places the organism in Eukaryota, Fungi, Ascomycota, Dothideomycetes, Mycosphaerellales, Mycosphaerellaceae. The transcript has 3 exons. Gene Ontology annotation, biological process: tricarboxylic acid cycle; mitochondrial electron transport, succinate to ubiquinone. Gene Ontology annotation, molecular function: ubiquinone binding; heme binding.